Didymodactylos carnosus is the source of this 945-nucleotide messenger RNA. The record is from the annotation of a GenBank genome assembly. NCBI's taxonomy places the organism in Eukaryota, Metazoa, Rotifera, Eurotatoria, Philodinida, Philodinidae.
AUGUCAUCAACAAUUUUUCAGCCAAACUCAACAUAUUCGUUUCAAUGUCGGUCACCAUUAUGUUUAUAUUAUAGUUCAUCAAAAAAUCAAUGUUUAGAACAAAUAAUUUCAUCUUAUAUCCAUCCAUUUGGUCCUGGUGAAUUACCAUUAUCAAUAACUUCAAAAUCUGAUUUAUUUAUUCCCUGUUUAUUAGUUCCACACGGUGCCUAUUGUGAUUCAGGACCACUAUAUGCCCAUGCUUAUUAUUGGUUGAGUAAACAAACCUGCACAUAUGAUUCAGCUCUAAUCUUAGGCACAAAUCAUCGUGGCGUGGGUUCAUCCAUUGCUUUAUCACCUGAUCAUUGGCAGACGCCAUUAGGCUUAGUGGAAUGUGAUACUGAAUUAUUAGAUGCACUUGUGUCUGUUGGCAUACCAGUGGAUAGAGAAGCACACAGACAAGAACAUUCAAUUGAAAAUCAAUUACCAUUUCUAAAACAUUUACUACCGAAUAUUAAAACUGUUGCCCUCUCAUUUUCUUCGUUAUCUAUUGAUAAAGCUUAUAAAGUAUGCGAACAAAUAAAAAAAGCAAUACAAAAGUUAUCAGGUAAACGAAUAGUGAUUAUAUCAACAACAGAUUAUACACACUAUGGACCGUCUUAUGGCAAUCGUAAACAACAGCAAUUAACGGAUAAUGAACAAUAUGCUCGUCUAUGUGAUCAACCAAUUUUGAAGUCUAUUUUAUCUAAUAAUCCUGAAGAACUACUUCAUAUUCAACAGACAACACAACAUACAAUGUGUGGUCUAUGGCCAACAAUUAUUGUUUUGAUCUUAUCAAAACUAUUAAAUGAUGAUAAGGGACAAUGGAAAUUAUUAUGUUACAACAUAUCAUCUGAAAUAAUGAAACGAAAUACAGUUGACGUUAACGGAUUCGCAUCAUUAGUUUAUGAUAAAUUGGUCAAAAAUUAG